ACUCAAGUCAGACGUUUGGUUAGGGUUCUCAAUUUCUCACUUCUAUUCGACGACUGCGAGCCUGGGACUGCUUUUUUCGACGCCUCUCCGUCCUCGACGACGCCUCUCCUCGGCGACUCCUCUUGGCAAGAAUUCAAGUUUUCAACACUCAACAGAUGAGGCUAUUAACUCACAAUAUGCUAUCAUCCAACAUCAAGGGAGUCGCAAAUGGAUUCCCGCUGAAGAUCGAGGUUGAGAAAGUGGUACAGAAGGAGGUCGAUUUCAACAUCGACUUCCUCAAGAACAUGUUUUAUAAGGUUGAAUGGAAGGCAUUGGCGGAAGCUUCUAGAACCAUGGGCUAUGCCGAGCUGCCUGAAAAUGCUGAUGCGGCUAUGCUCGAGUCUGAUGAUUUUCUUCAUAAGUUCCACCAUGCCCUUCUUGAGCUUCAUCUUGAAGAGGGUGCCUUGGUUUGUCCCGAGACUGGCCGCAAAUUUCCUGUCACUAAAGGUAUUCCUAAUAUGCUCCUUCAUGAAGAUGAGGUUUGAUUUUUAUUUCUCUUUUUGGGUAUUGAUGUGUUUUGCUUUGGAAAUGAGGGCUAGGGUUUUGAUAUUAGGGUUUAAGGAGUAUAUUAAGGUUUAAGGAGUUGGUUCAAAGCGACUUAUGAUUCACCAUUUUGAUUGCAAUGUGAUAGCCUUGUUGAUAUUAUGGAGUGAUUAUCAGAACUUCUUUGUUCGGAAAUUAUUGAACGUUCAGUUUUGUA
Molecule: messenger RNA, 739 nt
Organism: Nicotiana tabacum (common tobacco)
Lineage: Eukaryota; Viridiplantae; Streptophyta; Magnoliopsida; Solanales; Solanaceae
Source: RefSeq, a predicted model, not a curated record